This is a messenger RNA of Drosophila kikkawai, 1401 nucleotides long. RefSeq names its product Cuticular protein 72Eb (gene Cpr72Eb). Gene Ontology annotation, cellular component: chitin-based extracellular matrix. Gene Ontology annotation, molecular function: structural constituent of chitin-based larval cuticle. NCBI's taxonomy places the organism in Eukaryota, Metazoa, Arthropoda, Insecta, Diptera, Drosophilidae. The record is from RefSeq and is a predicted model, not a curated record.
AUGAAGUAUCCUCUUCUGUUAUUGGCCAGCAUGAGCUUGGCCCACGGCCUGGCCUUGUACGCCACCACAUAUCCGUUUGUGUACUCCGCCGAGGGUUCUGCCGUGUUCACACCCACACAGCGGCAGUAUAUCACCCAGGAUCAGUUGGGUCAGUAUUCCUACGGUUAUGCGGAACCGCUGUCCAGCAAGCAAGAGACCCGCACUCUAGAUGGCAUCACCCGGGGCAGCUACAGUUACAGGGAUGCGGCGGGCAAACUCCAAACCGUUGACUAUGUGGCUGACAACGAGGGUUUCCAUGUCGCUGCCACCAAUCUGCCCAAGGCUAUAGUCCCACUGGAAUCACUGGGAAUCUCCGGAAGAAGCGCUAGCCCAGGUGGAGUCCAUCCUGUGGAGCAUCCAGGAGUGGUGCCAAAUCCCGUUGUCUCACAUCAAGUUCCCGUUCAGCAUUCUGUAGAGUCCCAUCAUCAUCCAACUGUCGUGGAGACUGGUCGCAGUGCUCAACCGGAGGUACAUCAUCCCGUGGAACAGUACGGCUCACCCGUAGGUGGAUCCCAUGGUGGCCAUGCUCCAUUGCCACAUCCCGUUACCGACACCGUGGAAGUGGCUGCGGCCAAAUCUCUGCAUUUGAAACGCGUCGAAGAUGAGGCGGUGCGCAACCAAGUUCUGGCCAAGAUCCCAGUGGCUCGCAGUCAUGUGGUGGUGCCAGCAACCCCGGUUUAUGGAUACACCGUCCCCAGCGAGCUUAAGAUGCACUUCCUCAAUAUCUGCCUGAUCUUCACCAUCUUUACCUGGGCUAUGGCAUCACCGCUUUUGGAGUACGGAGCACCACCGCCCAGUGGGGAUACCAUAAGUCAGUACCACACCCAGGACGAGCAUGGUCAGUACUCGUAUGGAUACAUGGCACCACUUUACUCCAAGCACGAGACCCGAACUCUGGACGGAGUGAUCCGUGGAACCUACUCUUAUCUGAGUGCCGAUGGUGCCACCCAAACGGUGGACUAUGUGGCUGAUUCCGAAGGUUUCCACGUCACCUCCAACCUUCCCAACCAGCAGGCAAAUCAGGAAACUCCUGAGGUGGCCGCCCUAAGAGCCCAGCAUCUGGAGGCCCAUCAGCAGGCCAAGUUGAGGCUGGCCGGAGACACUUCCUUUGGUCCGCAGCCGGUGCAGGAUACUCCCGAGGUGGCUGCCGCCAAGGUGGCAUUCUUCAAGCGCUUCGAGGCCGAGAAGCUGCGCAAUCAAUUGCUCGGCGAGAAAAAGAUCAAAGUGAUAUCGCCGCCAUCUCCCAUCGCCGUUCGUUCCCAGCCGGUUUAUAUCUAUCAGCCCACGACGGGAUUCGUCUACAACUAUCACACCAAGAGCCAGGCCCAGACGCCUGCCAGGAACUACCUGCCAGUAGCUUGA